CCCAUGUCUAGUUCAUUUCUGCUGCAACGCGGCGCAGCGUCCGUCCUUUCCCGCGGCAUUCUUGCUAUAUGGCCGACGAAGCCUCGCAUGGAGCGAAGCAGAGCGGAGGUUAUUCUUCCGUUGAAUGGGACACCAUCGCUCGCGAGUUGACGAGUCCUCCACGUCGAUUCCAUGACGACUUCUUGCAAGCACUCCAGCCGUCGUUCAUGGAAUUUGCCGCGAAGAACAGCAUGAUGUUAGCAGAUCAAUUGACUCAUUUUCUCAGUCGAGAGUUCCCGUCGUCCCCGUUGACAGGGCAUGCCACCUACGCACGACAUGUUUUGGAGAAAAUCCAUCGCAUGCGCAUGGAAGCGCCAGUGUCCACGUCAAACAUCGAUCAAGACUCGUUUCUCAAACACCCGAGCACGAUCUCAAAUCUGUACAUUUCGUUCAUGGAGCUGAAGACGGCACUACAAAUGCCAACCAUGAUCUCGCAUCGACUCGCAACGCUCGACCCGAAUGCGCUCUGUCCCGCUGUUGUGUUUCCCAUUGUUUCCGCCGCUUCGUCGCACCGACCUCGUUCUUUGACUCUUCCAUCGCUGUCCAUCCACUCUGUCCCAACUGGGAGCACGACUAAUCACCCUCGCGAGUUUCGAGCCAAUGUGUGCAAACGAUCCCGAAAGUGGCUGGGUGGUCCACCGCGACCACGAAUCCUUGUCGUGAAACGAGAUGUCGUCGAAUUGUUCAAGAAAGGAGACAAGAAAAAGGCCAGCACAUCCGUUCUCGUUGCUUCGAUCGAUACCAUCACGAAGUCAACAACGUUCGAGUUGACGGUGCUAUCGAAAGACAGCACGACCCUUGUUCUCACGUGCGACACUCCCGACACUCUGUGUCUAUGUAUAAGCGAAAUCGCUACAACUUGCCUCGUUCACGCACUGGACACUGGACAACCGGCUUCUGUCGUCCAAAAAUUUGUCGCUAGCGGCGCACGGGUCACGGGGGUUCAAGGUCACCUGACGCGUUUCAUUGCCCCAUGCAGUUCUUCAUCGAUGUCGACGAUCGAUCUCAUUGGUAUGGCGUAUGUUGCCGACGAAAGAAGCCACGUUCGAGGAGUUGACGGGUCCCACGUUUCGGUGCUGUUGUCGGCCGGCGCAUCUUGUCGCCCACUCCUUCGCUGGCCCUUCGCCGCGAUGUUCUUCCUCAGGAAAUCACCGCUCAGUCGCAACAUCUUGGAUUUUUUUACGCAACACCAACUACCGUUGGACGCUGUAGGAGACGAUGCUGCCGCGUGGUCGUUGUUGCAGUACCUGUGUCUCAUGCGCAAUGUCUCCAGCGUCGAGCGGUUUGUGAUGGAGGUUACCCAAAAGGCGGAUGGGAAUACGUUGCUGCUGCGAUGUCUACAGCAUGUGAACGGCGCCAACGACUCGGUACUACACAUUGUAUUCAAGCCACACAACCAUCAACACUGCGACAUUGGUGAACGCCACAGCACGAUCAACCCCAUUACUUCGUCGACCACCUCAACGGGACAAAUCCAAGGCAGAAUGAAAGACGAAGAUGCCGAGUGGAUUGGGUGUAUGCUCCUCCAAGCAGCAGUCACAGCCACGGCAAGUGUGAAGUCAACGCCUUCCCCCACCAUCGAUGUGUUUCCACGCGGCGGAAUCGGAGUGGUCUUGACGAUGGAGCAGCCUUGGGUCAACCACUGCGACGGCCAUGGCGACACGUUAUUGCAUGCCUCCAUCAAGGCUUCCAUGUGGAAAUGUGUCGAGUUGCUUCUGGCACUGCACGCCUCCCCCACAAUUCCCGAUUUGGAGGGCAACACAGCACUCCAUUUGGCUUUGAAAAUGGACGCUCCGUACCCCCUCGUGUGCCACCUCAUUCGGUCGUCGGUGAGUCGUACAAAACAACACCUCGUCGACCAGAUAUCUCCGUCGAAAGAUGGGAACAGAGCGAUCUACCCGUUUGCGACCACUUACGGUGGGUUCGAGCGUUUGGAUCAGCACGGCGACACGGCACUGACACUGGCGCUCAAGCUCCGCAACGAGCAGAUCGUUGUUCGAUUGCUCGAGAGUGGCGCUCAGUCCAACUACCACCAGCCAUCCCUGGUGGAAUCCAAGUCGUCCAUGGCUGAUUCACCUCUGCAUAUCGCGAUCAAGACGGGUUUACCCACAGCCGCUCAGGCGCUUGUGCUGCAUGGAGCGGCGUGGAAUGUGAAAGACGCCCACGGGUCGACUCCUCUACCUCUCGCAAUUCGACACGGCAUGUACGCGCUCGCCUACGACCUAUUACAAGCAUGUGCAAACGAGCGGGCAGCGGGCAUUGAUGCGUCGCUGCUGGUUGACGAAUGCUCGGGUGAAUCCUUGGUGGGGUUGUGCUUCAAAGCCGGUCAAUUGGAAGUCGCGGUGUUGGUCCUCGACUUAUGUGGCCCACUAGCACUUCACACCCUGCAUACCAAAACACACGAGAGCCCGCUGCACUAUGCAAUGAAGCUUCGCAUGUGGAUGAACGACAGCAAUUCGAGACUGCGGUCAACGAUGCACCACACCACGCCCAGUUCGACGAGUUCGAUGACCGAUCGUUCUUCCCCUGCUCAGCCUUUGAAACCAGCACAUGGACCGAGACGAAGUCGUUUCAAGAGCAAGAGCGACAGCGACAUUGGAGCCUUGCUCGUGGGGGACUGGUCCGCUAUGACGACUCAGCACGACCACCAUAAUGGGUUCAUUGUUCGCGUGCUCGAAGGAAUGGUCCUGGGCCUUUUGAAGCAAAUGGAUCCCAUGCAAUGCCUUGCAAUCCCUGCCAAACCAGAUUCAACAUCGGCCUCGCACAACACGUACCAUGUGGUCUUCCGUGAACAUCGAUCGAUCGUGGAUCAUCACCCUGACUGGUUUACCCCUUUGCAUGCGGCGGCAUCUGGUGGACGUCACACUAACCACAUCCUUCGAUGGAUGCUGCACCAACUUGAAAUCAAAACGCGUGAAGAGCACAACAUCGUUGCAUUCCUUAGCGAUCUCGUGGUUGGCCCGCUUCGAGAGACGGUGCUGCAUGCCGCUAUUGCGUCGUCGUCGCUGGAGAAUGUCGUGGACGUGCUUCAUUUUGUCACGAGCAACAAUUUCGACGAGGACAGCGUGAUGCAUCUAUUGAACGCGUCGCGAACAGACCAUGCCACAGCGCUGCAUUUGAUUGCAGCCGACGCAGGCAACUCCCCCUCGCCAGAUUUAGAGCUCGUGACGCGGCUCCUGCAGUUGAACGUGGAUAAAGAAAGCUGGAAUGCGGCUGGGUUGACGCCGCUGCAAGUCGCCAUUCAGCAAGGUGCGUCCUCUUCGUGGAUCGAGCGAAUGCUUGACGAAGGAUGCGACUUAAAUGGUCGAGCCGAAGAUGGGCGAGUUCCGGUCAUGGUGGCAUUGAUGGCGAACAAUCACGAAGCGUUUCACACGCUUGUGCGAGCUGGAGCCAACGUUAAAGCUGUGCUACCCAACACUCGUGUUGGUCUGGUCGACUUAGCCAACCAGACCCUCCAACAACCGCUGCAUCUGACCAUUGUCGAGACACUUGCAAUGUUAAGCCGACGAGCGCAACAUAAGGGGAUGCAGCCGGCCGUUCCUUUGUCAGAAUGCAAAGAGUUGAGGACAGCCACACCACGACCAAGCUUUGACAAACGGCCCAGCAUGUCAUUACCAGAUUCCGCAAGAAUGUCCUUCCAUCAUUCGGCGAGCCUCCCACCCGACGAUGCAAGAAAUCCGACAGCGAUGGACGAAAAUUGUAAUUCCACUGCGAUGACGCCAUCGACGGCAUUGGGGACCGAGAAGAAGACUCAAGAUCCACGGUGGUUGCUGCACCGUCUCAAGGACGAAGAGCGCACGACGUUGCGAUUGGUAGCAUUGGAAGCCAAGCAGCAAGCGCGGGAAUGGCUAACAAAACGCAUUGGGAAGCAGAAAAUCCUGUCGGAUUCACUGCUCCUCCGCCAGCAGUACCUUGCCGAGCACGGACACGAGUUGGAUGCGACGAGCGCCCACAUCCAGGCGGAAAAGUUGUUCAUCGAGAGGCACGUGGCCGACAUGGUGUCGGAAGCCAAACUUGAAAUUGAGCGCGAAAAACAGACAUUGUUGUACGAAGCGACGCGCGUGCCACUGAAAGAGCCGACGCGGACAACCCAGCCAAGCGAAGUGGUCUCGAAGCACAUGCGCAAUACCUCAGCUACGUCGACGUUCCUCCUCGAGAGCUUUAUCGGACCGCACCUCGACCCCGACGACGACGACGGCAUGGUGGAAGUGGACGAGGGGUAUCUAGUGCCGAUCGACUAUGUGCGAAACACACUGUGCUAGAUGUGGACGUCUCUAUUUAUUAAGGAAGUAAUCACGUCCAUGAUACACCACUGCACAAAGAACAGCAAUUCGUCUGGAAGAUGUGCAUCCUAUGGCGCCCCAAGCAGCUCGAGGAUUGAGAUGAACAUGCCACAAAUCGAGCUUUUCAAGUCGGAUCAGGUAGAACAAUGCCGAUCCAUAGCGCGCCUUCGCCGCGGUUGUUGGGAUAGCUCGAUUACAGACUACAACGACACGGUGUCCGAGGCAUUUGGACUGGCGCUAGAUGACGUGGCGACAAGGAACGCCAGACGGCCAUGCACGUCGAAUGACCCGGCUCCAGGUGCGCUGGUGUCCACAGUACCAGCACAUCCGCUUCCCGAGGUCGGCCACAUGGCCAACCAUUUCCUCGCCAACGCCGCGAGCCUCGGAAACAUGUGCUGGUUGUGGCGCCACCACCGCAAUGGGUCGUCGAUGCCGCCGGCCACCGUGAGAAAAUACGUCGUCAAUUCUUCUUCCAUCUCGACGAACGGUUGUCGCGCAUCGAUUCCGCCACUGUCCGUGUCGAUCACGCCAUGGCUGCCCAAUGCCUGCUGCAUGUACUUGUUGGGGGUCUGCACCGGCCGACACUCCUGCAGCAGCCGUUGUUUGAUCUCAAACUUCUCUUCGUCAUUCGGACAAUGCGCCAACGUGGCGGCAACGCUGGGAUGCAGUGCGGACGUCCACAGCAACGACGACUCGUCAAUGUACUUUGCCAAGGCGGCAUGGACAAAUUGGCGGCUCGCGUGCAGAUGCGUUACAAUCACGUGGUCCAGUUGCAGCUCGGAAGCGUACCGGUGGGGCCACCCUUGCGAAGCAAAAAAGUCGGGGUUGUUCAGGUCGUGGACGAGAAGUUUCACGACUGACAACAACACGGCGGUCUGGGGUGGAUUGCCCGCCCACGCGUUCUCCGACGAGCUAGUUGCUGGAAUCAUCGACGCCACUUGCAGCAACGGCGAGAGCAACAGAAGCAAUCCAUCCAGCACACACCAGUCGACGUCCGACAGUGCCAAGUUUGCCAGAACGAACCCCCGGUCGUUUGUCGCGUGGACGUAGGCAGCGAGGGCUGGCCGGAGAUGCUGCCACGUGUGCAGCAUGUAGUACGUCGAUUUCCACUGCACGGGGCAUGCCACGGGGGCGGAUACGUUCGAGUUAGCUUGGAACUCGCCAAAGCGAUCCAACGUGCGGCGAGCUGACGUGGACGGGUCAAAGUACCGCGCCAAGGCUGCGAUGCGACUGACGAGGGAUUGGAAAAAAUCGCUCGUCCCUUGUGGAGUCGGCAGUGCGUUGGCUCGGUAGACG
Molecule: messenger RNA, 5618 nt
Organism: Aphanomyces invadans
Lineage: Eukaryota; Oomycota; Saprolegniomycetes; Saprolegniales; Verrucalvaceae
Exons: 6
Coding region: 69-4301 (1410 amino acids)
Molecular function (GO): protein binding
Source: RefSeq, a predicted model, not a curated record